Acanthopagrus latus (yellowfin seabream) is the source of this 3568-nucleotide messenger RNA. It is a transcript of the gene susd1, whose product is annotated as sushi domain containing 1. The coding region runs from base 442 to 3108 and encodes 888 amino acids. Lineage: Eukaryota; Metazoa; Chordata; Actinopteri; Spariformes; Sparidae. Gene Ontology annotation, molecular function: calcium ion binding. The transcript is spliced from 19 exons. The record is from RefSeq and is a predicted model, not a curated record.
GUUGGGACAAGGAGGGAUGUUAUAGUACAUAUAGUAAAAAGGAUUAAUUGAGCCACAUAUAAUCUAAUAAGGGUUACAAAACUACUCUGAAUACAUUGGACAAAGGGUAGGCAACGUGAUAUUUAUAAGAUUUUUGGCCUGCAUUAGUAGUGCAAGACAUUAAUAAUAAUUUGUACUUGAUCUAGUUUCUAAGUCAUCUGGUUACAGACCAGUGUUACACAUGGUAAUGGCGCGGUCGAUGCUCUUGUAAAAGACACAGCUUUUGUCAGAGGGCAUCCAGCAGGUUUCCUUCGGCCUAAAAUAGCCGUUAUCAGCUCCCGCAGCAUUUGUGUGCCAGAGUGAGUGAGUAACCUCAGCUCACCCAUGAUGAACAAAAGAAGAUGGGGAUGAGAAGGUUGAGCAUGUGGUGAAGAGAAGACCGCAACAGGACUCUCAGAGAGGAUGGACCAGAGAAACAGAACAAUGAUCAUGGUUUUCCUUCUCUGUGUCAUUGUAGAUAUGUUAGCAGAGGGCCACACUCUGGAUGUGUGCGCCACCUGUCACGCUAACGCCAUAUGUGAUGACAAGUUGGAUGGCUCUGGCAAAGUUUGUAACUGCAAGUACGGGUUUGUUGGAAAUGGGAGAACAUACUGUCAAGAUAAAGAUGAGUGUGCAAUUGGAGCCAGUAGGAUCUGUGGGCAUCACACCAUCUGCCACAACACAUUCGGCAGCUACUACUGUACCUGCCUGGCUGGCUACAGCCCCUCGAACAACAUGGAAGUCUUCAUCCCAAACGAUGGGACCCACUGCCAGGACAUCGAUGAGUGCGGGAUCACAGGCUUGUGUGGAGACGGAGGUCGCUGCAGGAAUCUUGAGGGCAGUUUUGAGUGCAGCUGCCAGCUGGGUUAUCAAGUUCACAACGGAGUGGAGCCCUUCCAUCCUCACAGAGACAGAGCUUUCUGCAAAGUGGUCGACUGUGGCCGGCCCGCCUCAGUGGAGGACGCGGUGCUGCUGUCAGUCACUGGGACCACAUACGCCAGUGUGGCCAUAUUUGGCUGUGACGAAGGUUUCGUGCGGAGGAGUGGCGACAACAGCUCUGUGUGUGGAGCUGAUGGACAGUGGAGAGGAGCCACCAUAGUCUGUGAAGCGGUUGACUGUGGCUUUCCCCCUGCCUUCAAUCACUCUCAUAUGCUGUGGAAUAAGAGCUCAAGGAUGGGCACUGAGGUGCUUUAUCAGUGCAACUCUGGAUAUCAUAAUGUUGGAAUGGGCAACGUGUCCACCUGUACUGCUGCUGGACGGUGGGAGACACCUUCUAUGCUCUGUGAAGAGACCUUGUGUGGACGCCCAACCAUAAUUGAAAACACUGAGCAGGUGUGGAACAAUAAUUCAAGCCCUGGCAGCACUGUACUCUAUUUUUGUAAAGAGGGCUUUUCUAACAAAGGAGGACAUAAUGUGUCGAUUUGUAAUGAAAACGGUCAGUGGACUUCACCAACUCUGUCUUGCCAAGAGAUAUUAUGUGGGGAUCCUCCUAUACUGCCUCACACUGGGCAUGUGUGGAAUGGCAGCUCCACACCUGGAAACACAGUGACUUACUACUGUAAAAUAGGAUUUUAUUACAGUGAAGGAGAAAACAUAUCAUUGUGUACAAGUAAUGGUUACUGGACAAAACCAAACAUCUCAUGCAAAGAAGUUGACUGUGGUGUGCCCCUACCCAUCCCUCAUUCAGUCAUGCUGUGGGAUAAUGUCUCCACUGUGGGCUCUCAGGUUGUUUAUCUGUGUAACUCCGGAUAUCGAGAUGUUGGAGAGGGAAAUGUGUCGGUUUGUACACCCAGUGGGGAAUGGGACGCAGCACCUUUUCUCUGUCAAGAAAUCACUUGUGAAGAGCCUGUUGUUAAACCUCAUGCUAACGUGCAAUGGAACGGCACAACAAACAUUGGCAGUGUGGUGUAUUAUCAAUGUGAGGAGGGAUAUCGCAUGAGGAGCCUGAGAAACUACUCAGUAUGUGGAGAGAGUGGACUGUGGGAGGAUAUUGAACUAUGGUGUGAAGAAAUAAGUUGUGGUCCCCCACUAAACCUCCCCUAUACUAACCUCCUGUGGGAUCACACCAGUAGACCAGGCAGUGUGGUGCUGUAUGAGUGUAUGGAUGGAUUUUACCAGGAGAGUGGAAAUAAUGUGUCAACAUGUUUACAAUCAGGAGAGUGGGGGAGAGUAUCUAUGAAGUGCAAAGCUAAAUGUGGCCCAGUUCCUUUCCUUGCCAACUCAGAGGUGGUGUGGCAUAACAGAAGUGUAGUGAUCCACCGCUGUGUGGAUGGAUAUCACAGCUGGAGGGGCGGCAAUGUCUCUGUGUGUGGCAGCUCUGGGCUGUGGCAGAAAGCUACACUGAGUUGCAUAGAAAUAAAGCCAGCAAUCAAUCACCUGUUUGUCCUCAAUGAAAAAUGUGUGUACUGGAAGGCAGAAAAGUAUGAGGAGGACACAGAAGUUUACAAGGUGACAUACACAGGAUCCAGAGAUUACCAGAGGUCCUUUCACGACAACAGGAAAAGGUUCCUGAGCUCCAAGGCCGACCGGCUUGAACUCUGUCUGAACCUCCUUCCAGCCACCAACUACAGCAUCUCAAUCACUGCAGUGUCUGCCAGAUUCACAACCACCAUCACCACUAACACCAGUCUAACCGUGCCACCAGCCCCAGUUGUCUACUACAGAGAAUUUGAGACUCCUGUACCAACGUUGAGGCUACACAGAACACCCGACACACUGGACCCAAUAAGUUUGUACCAGGUGUUUGUGCUUCCUGUUGAGGGGAUCAUAAUGUUUGACUGUUCCUCUGCUGCGAGCUCACUGGAGCACAUCACUGCCCAGAUUGCAGUCAGACACGUCGGGACACAGAUGGACUUUACUGUGGGGGAUGGACUGUACUAUGGAGGCUUCUUUAAUGAACCAUUAGAGAAUGGCAGGAACUAUUAUAUUAUCCUACGAGCUGUCAGUCAGUGGAAAAUGGCUUUAAAAAGUUCCUGUGUCCUGUGGGCUAAAGUAAGAGGUUUUUCAAGAAGACAUGAUGUUCUUCACUGCCCAUUUUCUUUCAUUUUUAUUUUUGACGACAGUCUUAUAUUCCUCUUGUACAUUUUGUAACUAACUUUAAUAAAACAUUUUUUUCAGUAACUAUUGGAUGUGUUCUUGAUAAAUGCUUGAAUUAUGAUUGGAUGUGAAAAUGUUCUUGUGAUGAGGAACAGUCCUCUUUGAGACACUUGGACAUGCUGUAGUAGACUUUCACUCCUGCACUCCAGCAGAAGACUUUUCAACACCAUCAAAGAUGCUGAGUUGACAUCCUUAUGUCUUUGCUCAGUGGGGUGGCUCUUCCUGAGGUUUCUUCCGUCAUGUUCCCCCUGUUAAAAGGGCUUGUUUUUCAAUAUAGCAGGUUUUCCUUACUUGAAUCGCGGGUCUAAUGUCAGAGAAUGUCGCCCACUUUUCGCCCUCAUUAAGGCAGUGUGAUUGGGAUUUUGAGUAAUAGAAAUAAAACUGAUUUGACCUCAAUGUGGUUACCUAGGUUUACAUUUCAUGUUACAACAGGCCUUUUUAGAUUGAGGAAGUG